AUGGCAUUGGUGGAUAUUGAUAGAAUUGAAAAACAAAUGCAAACACUUUUUGAUUUUAAAAAAGAGGAAAUACUUAAAGUGUCUGCAAAAACGGGAUUAAAUGUCCCUUCAAUUUUGGAUGCAAUUAUUGAAAGAAUUCCUCCGCCUAAUCUUGAAAUGAAGGAAGAAAAAUCUUUUCAGGCACACAUCUUUGAUUCUUGGUUUGAUCAUCGUUGCGGAGUCGUUUUACUUUUAUCAUUAACUACAGGCCAAGUUGGUUAUAUGUAUUGUGGAAUUAAAUCACCAAAAGAUAUUAUUGUCGGAGACACUAUAUUUGAAGCUGGAAAUAAAAUGGAUCUACAGCCUUUUAUGUCAAUUAAUAAAAUAAAACCAACAGUUUAUGCUGGGCUUUUUCCAACGGAGUCUUCAGAAUUUGAACGUUUAAAUGUUUGGGAUGGCGAGUUGGCUUUAUUGGUAAAUAAAUUUUAUUUAAUUUUAAUUUUCUUAUUUUUGGGAAAUUUACAUAUGGAAAUAUUUGGCCAACGUUUAGAAAAAGAAUAUGGAGAAUUGGCUGUUUUUACUUCUCCAACAGUUGAAUACUUGGCAGAUAUUGUUAAUAGUGAAUCAAUUAGGCAAAAACGUUAUGGAGGGAAAGAGCAAAUUAUAAUUUCAAAACCUUCAUCUUUUCCUAGUUGUCCAACAGAUAUUGUUUGUUAUCACGAGCCAGUAUCCCUAGUUUCAAUCGUUACUCCAGCCGAAUAUUUUCAAUUAAUUAAUUCUUUAUGUGAAAAUGCUAGAGGAGAAAAUAUAGAGACGAUGUAUAUCGACGAAACAAAAAUGUUACUUAAAUGGAGACUAACAAGUGGUUAUGCUUCUUUUGAUAUGAAAGAUGAUGGUUAUAGAGAAUGUAAAUUAGAGAAGAUUUGUAUUUAUUUAAAUGACAAACAGAUAGAAGAAUUAUCGUUAAUCUGUCCAAGUGUAAUUGCAAGAAAACGAGCUAAUCAAAUGAUUAAUAAAUUAAAAAAUGAAAUUCCUUCUCAACAAAUUGAAGUUACAAUAAGGGUUUCUUUUGGCACUUCGAGGAAAGCUGUGGCACAAGCAAUUAUUAAACCAAUGAAAAAAGAUUUUGCUGGAGUUUUGAAGGUUAUGGCUUUAUGGCCGCGCGCCGUUUUGGGCUGUACCCAUUAUUCUGUUCUGUUCAACUCACUUUUUUCUACAAGUUCAUUAAACUCGUUUUUAGGCAAUUUUGUGGCUGAUCGUCUUGGGAAAAAAUUAAAACAUCAAAGGGAAGGAAAAGAAAGAAUGAAAAAUGUGGGAAAUGUUAGAAUACCACAUCAAGCUUUCCUUAAUGUUUUGAGAAAAUAA
Meloidogyne enterolobii is the source of this 1344-nucleotide messenger RNA. The record is from the annotation of a GenBank genome assembly. NCBI's taxonomy places the organism in Eukaryota, Metazoa, Nematoda, Chromadorea, Rhabditida, Meloidogynidae.